Messenger RNA from Cutaneotrichosporon cavernicola, 1293 nucleotides. RefSeq lists its product as uncharacterized. Gene Ontology annotation, biological process: NAD+ biosynthetic process via the salvage pathway. The record is from RefSeq and is a predicted model, not a curated record. Gene Ontology annotation, cellular component: cytosol. Gene Ontology annotation, molecular function: nicotinate phosphoribosyltransferase activity. Lineage: Eukaryota; Fungi; Basidiomycota; Tremellomycetes; Trichosporonales; Trichosporonaceae. Bases 1 to 1293 code for a protein of 430 amino acids. The transcript is spliced from 4 exons.
AUGACCGACCACGACGCCUGGGCAGUCCCCGCAGACCAGCUCGACUUGCCCUUCAGCAUCCUCGACACGGACCUGUACAAGCUCACAAUGCAGAACGCCGUGCUCAAGCACUUUCCCGACGCCCACGCCGUUAUCAAGUUUACGAACCGCGCGCCGGGGAUGCGGUUUAGUAGAGAGUGCUUUGACUGGAUCCAAACGAGAGUUAAUCACCUCGGAACCCUCCGCCUCACCACCGAAGAACGCCGCCGCCUAGCCUCGGCAUGCCCCUACUUCCCCACGUCCUACCUCGAUUUCCUAGCGUCCACCACUCUCCACCCUCAGGAACAGGUCAAGCUCUCCUUCCAUGAAGGCGAGGACGGAAACGGCGAAAUCAGCGUCCACAUCCAAGGCCUGUGGCGCGAGUGUAUCCUUUACGAGGUGCCCAUCAUGGCGAUCAUCUCGGAAGGAUACUUCAAGUUUGUCGAUACGGAUUGGAGUGCCGAGGGCCAGUUCGACCUGGCAAUGGAGAAAGCGCGCACCCUCCUCGCAAACAACAUUGUCUUCUCCGAGUUUGGGACCCGCCGCCGCCGCUCGUUCGCCGUACAUGAUGAGGUCAUGCGCGGUCUCGUCGCCGGUGCGGCCGAGCAUAAUGGUGGAGGAGCACUGAGUGGAACAAGCAACGUUUACCUCGCCCUCAAGUACGGUAUUCCGCCAAGUGGGACGAUUGCGCACGAGUGGAUCAUGGCCAUCGGCGCGACGGGCGGUUAUGAGCACGCAAACGCUCGCGCCAUGGACAUGUGGACCGACGUCUACCCCCCGUCUCCCGGUGGACCGCCGCUCAUCAUGCUCACAGACACGUAUACUGCCGCCGUGUUCUUUGCCGACUUUGUGGCGGAUCCCCAGAGGGCUAAGAAGUGGAAUGCGUUGAGGCAGGACUCUGGCGACCCGUUCGAGUUUGUGCGUCAUGCCAAGGCCGCAUGGGAGGAGGUGCAUCGUCUCACUGGCGCGUCUGGGGGUGCGUUAGAGGGCAAGCGCGUCGUGUUUAGCGACAGCUUGGACGUGCAGCGCGCUAUCGAUUUACAGCGCGGGUGUGACGAGAUUGGGCUCGCGGCGGCCUUUGGUAUCGGGACACACUUUACCAACGAUUUCCGCAAGACUUCGAAUCCCGCCUUGCCGAGUAAGGCACUCAACAUGGUUAUCAAGCUCAGCGUGAUUGACGGGCGCGAUUGCGUCAAGCUGUCCGACGACAAGGGCAAGCACACGGGUGUUCCCGCCGAGGUGGAGCGCGCACAGCGUGCGCUGGGGCUGAUCUAG